GUGCUGAGUGUGAGAGCGAGGGGGGCGGGGGCCGGGGAGAGUGGGGCUGCCGGGUGAGUCGGCUCGUGAACAGAUAGACCUGCGGAAGGCACAGCCACGGCCGUCUAGCCUUGCUUAACCCCUGAUGCGCGGGGGGACGCAACCCCUGUCGCUGGGGGAUGCUGCGGGAUUCUUGGCGCGGGGCAUCCAGGCCACCCGCUAAAUCCCGGUGCCUAUCCUGUGCCCCCGGGGAACCCGAGUCCAGCCGCAGGGAGAGAGAAGCGGCCACCGAGACGCUGCAGGGUGCCGGGCGGGGAGGGGGCUGGAGUCCCCAGGCCCGAGGGCAUGGAGCGAUUAGGGGAGAAAGCCAGUCGCCUGCUAGAGAAGUUAAGACUCUCGGACUCCGGCAGCGCCAAGUUCGGCCGCAGAAAGGGUGAAUCUAGCCGGUCUGGGUCUGAUGGGACCCCCGGGCCGGGAAAGGGGCGUCAGAGUGGAUUAGGGGGACCUAGGAAAUCAGGGCCCCGUGGAGCUACUGGGGGACUUGGGGAUGAGCCGUUGGAGCCAGCCCGGGAGCAAGGCCCCCUGGAUGCUGAGCGGAACCCCCGCGGCUCCUUUGAGGCGCAGCGCUACGAAGCCUCCUUUCCCGGGGUGCCACCUCCCACCCGGGCCUUGCCUCUACCUCAGUCAUUGCCCCCUGACUUUCGGCUGGAGACCACGGCCCCAGCCCUAAGCCCCCGCUCCAGUUUUGCCAGUAGCUCAGCCAGCGACGCGAGCAAGCCGUCCAGCCCCCGGGGCAGUCUGCUGCUGGACGGGGCGGGGGCUGGUGGAGCCGGAGGUAGCCGACCCUGCAGCAAUCGUACCAGCGGCAUCAGCAUGGGCUAUGACCAGCGCCACGGCAGUCCUCUGCCUGCCGGGCCUUGCCUGUUUGGCCCACCCCUGGCUGGGGUUCCGGCAGGCUAUUCCUCCGGAGGGGUGCCGUCCGCCUACCCCGAGCUCCACGCUGCCCUGGACCGACUGUGCGCUCAUCGGCCGGCCGGGUUCGGCUGCCAGGAAAGCCGCCACUCAUAUCCCCCGGCCCUGGGCAGCCCGGGAGCUCUUGCCGGAGCUGGAGUAGGAGCGGCUGGGCCCUUGGAGAGACGAGGGGCGCAACCCGGACGACACUCGGUGACUGGCUACGGGGACUGCGCCGCUGGCGCCCGAUACCAGGAUGAGCUAACAGCGUUGCUGCGCCUGACAGGGGGCACAGGUGGGCGAGAAGCCGGCGCCCGCGGGGAACCCUCGGGAAUUGAGCCGUCGGGUCUUGAGGAGCCGCCGGGUGCGUUCGUUCAGGAGGCUGCCCGGACCCGGAUGCGGGAGCCGGAGUCCAGAGAAGACUACUUUGGCACCUGCAUCAAGUGCAACAAAGGCAUCUACGGGCAGAGCAACGCCUGCCAGGCCUUGGACAGCCUCUACCACACCCAGUGCUUUGUCUGCUGCUCCUGCGGGCGAACUUUGCGAUGCAAGGCUUUCUACAGUGUCAACGGCUCGGUGUACUGUGAGGAAGAUUAUCUGUUUUCAGGGUUUCAGGAGGCAGCUGAGAAAUGCUGUGUCUGUGGUCACUUGAUUUUGGAGAAGAUCCUCCAGGCAAUGGGAAAGUCCUACCACCCAGGCUGCUUCCGAUGCGUCGUUUGCAACAAGUGCCUGGACGGCAUCCCCUUCACUGUGGACUUCUCUAACCAGGUGUACUGUGUCACUGACUACCACAAAAAUUAUGCUCCUAAGUGUGCGGCCUGUGGCCAACCCAUCCUCCCCUCAGAGGGCUGUGAGGACAUUGUGAGGGUGAUAUCCAUGGACCGAGAUUACCACUUUGAGUGCUACCACUGUGAGGACUGCCGGAUGCAGCUGAGUGAUGAGGAAGGCUGCUGCUGCUUCCCUCUGGAUGGGCACUUGCUCUGCCACGGCUGUCACAUGCAGCGGCUCAAUGCCAGACAGCCCCCUGCCAACUACAUCUGAGUUGCAGUCACCGCUGCCGCCACCACGACCACUGCUGACAAAUUCCUCUGGCCAGUGGGCCCCUCUGAGGCCAGGUGGGGCAAUCAGUGCACUCUGCAGGCCUGGCAGAAGAGUCCUCCAGGGAGGGCCCCAAGGGCCAGCGACCCAAAGAUCAAGACAUUCCAAAUGGAUUGUGGAGGAGGAGCCCUCCAGUUGCUAGAGUGACUGGCCUUUUUUCCACGUGUGCAGCCUGUGCCGUAACAUAUAAUUCAGGCACACACACAGGCGGGUUCCAGUACCUUCUAAAGGAGUUCUCUUGUGGCACAGUGGAGUAAGGAUCCGGCAUCAUCACGGCAGCAGCUUAGGUUGCUGCUGU
Molecule: messenger RNA, 2326 nt
Organism: Phacochoerus africanus (Common warthog)
Lineage: Eukaryota; Metazoa; Chordata; Mammalia; Artiodactyla; Suidae
Gene: AJUBA
Product: ajuba LIM protein
Biological process (GO): response to hypoxia; regulation of DNA-templated transcription; cytoskeleton organization
Cellular component (GO): transcription regulator complex; P-body; adherens junction
Molecular function (GO): transcription corepressor activity
Source: RefSeq, a predicted model, not a curated record